GGGCGGCAAAGGAACGAUUGGGCGCUGUCGCCCAGGAGCCUCUCCGAUCCGCCUCGUUUCACUCUCUUCUCCAGGGGCUGUCGGUCCUCCCGGCGCGGCCAGUGGCGAGAGGCCGCAGGCUCAGUGGGUCCCAGUCAGGAGCCAGGUCGGGAAGUGUGUUUGUCCCGACUCCGCGCGGUGUUUUCUGGAGUGCUUUCAUCCGCUGUGCUCCCCUCUUCAAAAGCUUGGAAAGCAACCUUUGUGAAUUUUUUUCUUUCUGAAAGUAAAAGGAUUUCUGCCGUUCCAGUCAGGUUGGCUCUGGCCCCGCAUUUCCGCGCCUCAGGAACCUGGCGAUUCCAGCGUGUUCCUGGACCUGUUCAAACUCAGUCUGUCUCUUGACUGGAGGAGGAAAAGGAAAAGUCGAGCACAUUGCCAACUGGAAUUCCCCAAGAAUGGCAAGUUAAAACCAAAGUGUCAGCACCUCAGCAGCAUUUUUUUUUUGGCUUAACAAAACAUCAAACGGCAUACAAAUGGCAGAAAUCCACAAUGGAGGGGAACUCUGUGACUUUAUGGAAAACGGAGAAAUCUUCAGUGAACACUCAUGCCUUAAUGCACACAUGGGAACUGAAAAUACAGGGGACACUUAUGACUGUGAUGAGUAUGGAGAAACCUUUCCCAUGUUACACAACAGUGCCCCUACUGGAGAGACACUUUCUGUGUUGAAUCAGUGCAGAAAAGCCUUCAGCCUGCCACCAAAUGUUCACCAGAGAACGUGGAUAGGAGACAAAUCCUUUGAAUACAGUGACUGUGAGGAAGCCUUUGUUGAUCAGUCACAUCUUCAGGCAAAUAGGAUAACUCACAAUGGAGAAACACUCUAUGAACAGAAGCAAUGUGGGAGAGCUUAUACUUACUCCACAAGCCAUGCUGUGUCUGUUAAAAUGCAUACUGUAGAAAAACCCUACGAAUGUAAGGAAUGUGGAAAAUUCUUCAGAUAUUCUUCAUAUCUUAAUAGUCACAUGCGAACACAUACUGGGGAGAAACCCUAUGAAUGUAAGGAAUGUGGGAAAUGCUUCACUGUUUCUUCACACCUAGUUGAACAUGUAAGAAUUCAUACUGGAGAGAAACCUUAUCAAUGUAAGGAAUGUGGAAGAGCCUUCGCUGGGCGUUCAGGCCUUACUAAACACGUACGAAUACACACUGGAGAGAAGCCCUAUGAAUGUAACGAAUGUGGGAAAGCCUACAAUAGGUUUUAUCUACUAACUGAACAUUUUAAAACUCACACAGAGGAGAAGCCCUUUGAAUGUAAGGUAUGUGGAAAAUCUUUCAGAAGCUCUUCAUGCCUUAAGAAUCACUUUAGAAUUCACACUGGAAUAAAACCCUAUAAAUGUAAGGAGUGUGGGAAAGCAUUCACUGUUUCCUCAAGCUUACAUAAUCAUGUAAAAAUCCAUACUGGAGAGAAGCCCUAUGAAUGUAAGGACUGUGGGAAAGCCUUUGCUACAUCUUCACAACUCAUUGAACAUAUAAGAACUCACACUGGAGAGAAACCGUAUAUAUGUAAGGAAUGUGGGAAAACCUUCCGUGCUUCUUCACACCUACAGAAACAUGUUAGAAUUCACACUGGAGAGAAACCCUAUAUAUGUAACGAAUGUGGGAAAGCCUACAAUAGAUUUUAUUUACUUACUAAACAUUUAAAAACACACUGAAGAAAAACUCUGAAUGUAAGGAAUGUGGAAAUCUUUUAGGAAUUUCUCAUACCAUAAUUACCACAUUUGAAUUCACACUGAAGAGAAAUUUUAUUGGUACAAAGAAUGUGAGGAGGCCUUCAGUUAUCCCCAUUCACUUUGAAGACAUGAAAGAACUCAUACUCUAUGUGUCCCCCAUAAAUUUUAGAAAUAUUAGGGAGCCAUUGGAAUCUUUUUUUAUUAUUUUAUUUUAUUUUAUUUUUUUGAGACAGAGUUUCGCUCUUGUCAUCACCCAGGCUGAAGUGCAAUGGCAUGAUCCCAGCUCACUGCAACCUUUGCCUCCUGGGUUCAGGCGAUUCUGCCUCAGCCUUUGAGUAGCUUGGAUUACAGGUGCCCUCCACCAUGCCCAGCUAAUAUUUGUAUUUUUAGUAGAGAUGGGGUUUCAUCAUGUUGGCCAGGCUGGUCUCGAGCUCCUGACCUCAGGUGAUCCACCCGCCUUGGCCUCCCAAAGUGCUGGGAUUACAGGAGUGAGCCCCUGCUCCUGGCCUUUUUUUUUUUUUUUUUUUAAGUUGUUGUUAAUACACAUUCUUCUCUUCUCAAGACAUUGGAUUGUGGUCACAAUCCAACAUUUGAGAACUCACCCUGGGGCCAUACAAUGUAGAAAACACAGAAAGCCCUCAUUAUUUCCUUAGGCCUUUCUAAGUAUGUAAGAUGUUGCAAUGGAGAGAAACCCUAUUGAUACAAGAUACAGGCAUCCCCUGUAGAUACUGCAAGUUUUGUUCCAGACUACCACUAUAAAGCGAAUAUCACAAUAACAUGAAUCAUACAAAUGUUUUGGUUUCCCAGUGCAUAUAAGUUAGGUUUUACAUCAUAUAGUAGUCUCUUGUGUGCAGUUGUGUUCUGUCUAAGUGAAGUACCUUAGUUUAAAAUACUUUAUUGCCAAAAAGUGCUAAUGAUCAUGUGAGACUUUGGCGAGUUGUAAUCUUUUUGCUUGUGGUAGGUCUUGCCUCAAUGUUGAUGGCUGUUGAUCAGGGUGGCUGUGGCAGUUUCUUAAAAUAAGACAGCAGUGAAGAUUGCUGCAUUGAUUGACUCUUCAUUACAUGAACAACUUCUCUUUAGCAUGCGAUGCUGUUUGAUAACAUUUUACGCAUAGUGGAACUUCUUUUAGAAUUGGACUUAAUCCUCUCAAACUUCGCCACUGCUUGAUCAACUAAGUUGAUGUAAUAUUCUAAGUCUGUUUUCAUUUCAACAAUGUUCACAGCAUCUUUAGGAGUAGAUUUCAUUUCAGGAAAUCACUUUCUUUGCUCAUCUAUACAAAGCAGCCUCUCAUCUGUUCAAGUUUUUUCAUGAGAUUGAAACAAUUCUGUCACAUCUUCAGGCUCCACUUCUAAUUCUAGUUCUCUUUUUUCCAUCACAUCCACAGUUAACUUUUUCCACUGAAGACUUGAACCCCUCAGAGUCACCUAUGAAGGUUGGAAUCAACUUCUUCCAAACUCUGGUUAAUGUUGGUUUUUAUUUUUUUAAUUAAAAAAUUUUUUUAGAGACAAGGUUUCGCUGUGUUGUUCAUGCUGGAGUACAAGUGGGUAUUCACCAGCAUGAUGAGAGCACACUCUAGCCUUGAACUCCUGGCCUCAAGUGAUCCUCCUGCCUAUGCCUCCUGAGUAGCCAAGACUCCAGGAACACACUACCACACCUGCCUUAAUGUUGAUAUUUUGACCUUCCAUGAAUCAUAAAUGUUGUUAGUGGCAUCUAGAAUGGAGAAUCCUUUCUGCAAGGUCUGCAACUUAAUUUAUCCAGAUCCAUCAGAAGAAGCAUUAUUAGUGGCAGCUAUAGCCUUAUGAAAUGUAUUUCUUAAAUAAUAAGACUUGAAAGUCAGAAUUAUUUCUUAAUCCAUGGGCUGCGGUUAGCAGGCAUGAAAACGCCAAUCUUGUUUAUACCUCCAUAAGAGCUCUUGGUUACUAUGUGCAUUAUCAGCGGUAAUAUUUUGAAAGGAAUCUCUGAACAGUAUAUGUUUUACAGUGGGCUUAAAAUAUUCAGUAAACCAUGCUGUAAAUAGAUGUAAAUAGAUACCACAGGGAAAGUAGAUGUAGCAUAAUUCUUAACUGGCCCUUGGAUUUUUGGAAGGGUAAUUGAAUAUUAGCAUUCAUUUAAAGUCACCAACUGCAUUGGCCUCUAACAGGAAAGCCAGCCCAGGCUGGGAAAAGUGGCUUACACCUGUAAUUCCAGUGCUUUGGGAGGCUGAGGUUGGAGGAUCACUUGAGGUCAAGAGUUCAAGACCAGCCAGCACAACAGAGUGUGACCCUGUCUCGACAAAGUAAAGAGUCAGCCUGUCCUUUGAAGCUUUGAAGUCAGAUAUUAGCUUACCUAGAGCUAUGAAAGUCCUAGAUGGCAUCUCCUGAAGUAAGGCUGUUUUGUCUCUGUUAAAACUCUAGUAGAGCUACCUCUGCCAGUUAUCUAGAUAUUCUGGAAAUGCUUGCUGCAACUUCCACAUCAGCAAUUGCUACUUCACUUUGUACUUUUAUGUUAUGGGAAUGACUUGUUAAACCUCACAAACUGAUCUUUGCCAGUUUCCAGCAUUUCUUCUGCAGCUAACUCACCUCUCAGCCUUCAUAGAAUUAGAGUUAAGGCCUUGCUCUGGAUUAGGUUUUGGCUUAAGGGUAUGUUGUGGCUGGUCUGAUCUUCUAUCCAGACCACCAAAACUUAUUCCGUGUUAGUGGUGAGGCUGUUUUCCUUUCUUAUUAUUUGUGUGUUCACUGGAGUAGCACUUUUAGUUUCCUUCAAGAACUUUGCAUUCACAACUUGGCUAACUGGUGCAAGAGGCCUAGAUUUUGACCUAUCCCAGUUUUUUUUUUUUUUUUUUUUUUUUUUAAGAGACAUGGUUUCCCUUUUGCCCAGGCUGGAGUGUAGUACAAUUAUAGCCCAUUGCAGCCUCAAACUUAUGGGUUCCAGUGAUCUUCCUGUCUCCUGAGUAGCUAAGACUGCAGGUGUGCACCACCAUGGCCAGCUAAUUUUUUUUUUUUAUUUUUUUAAAGAGGCAGGACUUUACUGUUUACCAGGCUGAUCUUGAACUUAAAACCUCAAGUGAUGCUCCCCUAUCUGCCUGCCAAUACGCUGGGAUUACAGGUAUGAGCCACUGCACCUGGCCCUUGGCUUUUGACAUGACUUUCUCACUAAGGUUAAUCACUUCCAGCUUUUGGUCUAAAGUGAGAAAUGUGCAACUCCUUCUUUCACUUGAAGAGUUACAGGCCAUUGUGGGGUAAUGAAUUGGCCUAAUUUCAAUAUUGUUGUACCUCCGGGAAUUAGGAGGCCUGGGAAGAGGAGGAGAGAGGGGAGAGUGGCCAGUUGGUGGAGCAGUGAGAACAUAGCAUUUAUUAAGUUUGCUGUCUUCCAAGGUUGUGGUUUGUGGUACCCCAAAGCAAUUACAACAGGAACAUCAAAGAUCAUAGAGCAGCCGGGCACGGUGGCUCACACCUGUAAUCCCAGCACUUUGAGAGGCUGAGGCAAGUGAAUCACGAGGUCAGGAGUUCAGGACCAGCCUGGCCAACAUGGUGAAACCCCGUCUCUACUAAAAAUACAAAAAAUUAGCUGGGCGUGGUGGCAGGCACUUAUAGUCCUAGCUAUUCCGGAGGCUGAGGCAGGAGAAUCACUUGAAUCCAGGAGGCAGAGGUUAGAGUGAGCUAAGAUUGCACCACUGCAUUCCAGCCCAGGCGACAGAGUGAGAUUCCGUCUCAAAAAAAAAAAAAAAAAAUCACAGAGUAUCACAAUAAGUAUAAUAAUAAGGAAAAUGUUUGAAAUAUUGUCAGAAUUGCCAGGAUGUGAGAGACAAAGUAAGCACAUGCUGUUGCAGAAAAUGGUGUUACAGAUUUAUUAGACAUGACAUUGCCACAGGACUUCUACUUGUGAAAAAUAUCUGUAAAGUGUGAUGAAGCAAAGUGAAGUAACAUGAGGUAUGUCUGUAGCUAUUGCUGUAGUGGUUUCAAAAUGGUGGUUUUCUUUUCCUUUUCUUUUUCUUCUUCUUUUUGUUGGUCUGCAAUGGGGUCUUGCUCUGUUGCCUAGGGUGUGGAGUGCAGUGGCACGAUCAUGGCUCACUAUAGCCUUGACCUCGUGGGCUCAAGCGAUCCUCCCACCUCAGUCUCCUGAGUACCUGGGACCACAGGCACAUGCUAACGCACCCAGUUAAUUUUUUUAUUCGUAGAGCCAAGGUCUCACUAUGUUGCCUAGACUGGUCUCAAGGUCUUGGGCUCAAGCAGUCCUCCCGCCUCAGCCUCCCAAAGUGCCAGGAUUAUAGGUGUGAGCCACCACACCCAGUCCAAAAAGUGAUUUUCUAAUUCCAUAGUUUCUUCUACAUUUCUUAACUGGAAUUUUGUAAGGAAGAGUUAUCCUUAUUCAUUUAUUUACCUAUUUACUUGUAGGAGCAUGUAUCAUAAAUUCUUACUCUAUGGGGUGUAGUUAGCUACUGUAAAUUUGAUGCACAUAUUUUUCCAGAUUCAAUAAGUAGGAUCCCCAUCAAGCUAUCUUCUGAAUCUUUAAAAAUGUAUUCUCCUAAUAUCAUGGGUAUAUAAUUAUUUUCUGGGCAACAGUUUGUUCAUGGUACAUUUGUCUCCAGCCCUAGAAUCAGAAAAAUCUAGUUUCUUUUAAUGGAGAAUACCAUUUAGAAGCUGCAAUCUCUGUGUAGGGAGGUGUUCCUAGGUAAUAGUGCCCUGGCUUUUAGGUCCUCUCUAUGGAGGAUAUGGCAAAGACAUACAUAAUUAUAUGUACGUAUCCACACACAUUAAUAACUAUAUUUCUAUAUUAAAAACAUGACUACAAGCCAACACUUUUAAUUCCACUGCAACACUACUGCGUUAUUUCUUGCCUUCCAAGUUCCCUUGUCUGUAGCUAUCUUUCACCACUUGCAAAAAAUAGCACGUGCUCAAUCCUAGAUUAAAAUAUAAGCUACUUUCAGAAUUGAUAACUCAUACCACUCUUUAAAAAUCUACUAACCAGAAUUCAGUUUUUAUUCACAGUUCUUAUCUUUAGCUCAGGGCAUAAUAUAAAAGCACUAGGUUUAAAACUUACUUGGUCAGCAGCAAUCCACUUCUAGGUACAUGUCCAAAGGAACCGAAGAAAGCAUCUCAAUGUGUGAAUGCCUGCCUGUGUUCAUUGCAGCAUUAUUCAGAAGAGCCAAGAGGUGGAAGCAAAGUAAAUGUCCAUUGACAGAUGAAUUGGUAAACAAAAUGCAUUAUAUACAUAAAAUGCAAUAUCAUUUAGCCUUAAAAACAAAAUUCUGCCAUAUGCUACAACAUGGAUGCACCUUGAGGACAUUAUGCUAAGUGAAAUAAACCAGUUGCAAAAGGACAGAUACCACCCAAUUCCACUUAUAUGGGGUAUCUAACGUCAAACUCAGAAGAACAAAGUACUGCGAUAUUUGCCACAAGCUGGUGGAGGAGAAAAUGAGUUGUUCAUUGGGUAUUGAGUGUCAGCCAUGCAAGAUGGAAAAGCUUUUUGAGAUUUGUUGUAUAAAAAUAUGCCUAUAGUUAACAAUACUGUUCGGUACACACAAAGUAUGUGAAAGGGUAAAUUUUAUGUGUUUUUAUCACAAUAAAAAUUGUAAUAAAAGAA
Messenger RNA from Symphalangus syndactylus (siamang), 7262 nucleotides. RefSeq names its product zinc finger protein 121 (gene ZNF121). Gene Ontology annotation, molecular function: DNA-binding transcription factor activity; RNA polymerase II cis-regulatory region sequence-specific DNA binding. The record is from RefSeq and is a predicted model, not a curated record. Lineage: Eukaryota; Metazoa; Chordata; Mammalia; Primates; Hylobatidae. Gene Ontology annotation, biological process: regulation of transcription by RNA polymerase II.